Molecule: messenger RNA, 676 nt
Organism: Spinacia oleracea (spinach)
Lineage: Eukaryota; Viridiplantae; Streptophyta; Magnoliopsida; Caryophyllales; Amaranthaceae
Product: protein NONRESPONDING TO OXYLIPINS 2, mitochondrial
Exons: 3
Coding region: 132-410 (92 amino acids)
Source: RefSeq, a predicted model, not a curated record
CAAGCCAAGUAGGAGGCACAAAAAAAAGAACUCAAAAAACCAAGAAAAAAAGACUGCGUUUCUUCCAACUUCUUGGUUUUCCGGCUUCUCCCACAGUGAAACACAGAAAUUCUGGAAAUAGGGCAACAAAAAUGAGCUCAACAGCGAUUCUUUCCAGAUUAUCAACUGUGCGAGGAAGAUGCAAAUCAAUUUCCCAAAUUUCUAACAUAUUCAAAUCAACCUCCCCUUCUCCAGUUUCUUCUUCUACUAAGCGCAUUCCUCGUAUUUCAAGGUUACCAGUUGAGGCGAGCUGCUUACUCACAAUGUUGCCGUUGCACAGCGCAAUUGCUUCUGCUAGAUUACAGUCUAUAUUAUCUGUUGAUUCCCAGAGUUGGUGUUUAGUUCCUCAAGGCAUGUCAAUGCCUUUAUGAUAGUAUCUUCGUCUGUUUUUGGAUCAUACCCAGGGGACCCUUCAAGUGGGAAAACAUGCAGAGGCACCCCCUAUUUUUCUUUUAUGUAGUUUCAGGGAGAACAUAACGUUCCAUGUUUUGGUUGGUUAAAUCCUAAUUGUAUGUCUUCUAAACUCCAAUACAUAUGGAAAAUCAUGUUUGUUGCUCACGUCACACUCCUGUGAUCAUCAAAGACCUUUCAGGAUAACAGAGUACAGUAAUCUGCCAAUGAUUUUUCUUGCCUGUCA